This is a messenger RNA of Nyctereutes procyonoides (raccoon dog), 4292 nucleotides long. It is a transcript of the gene GPR107, whose product is annotated as G protein-coupled receptor 107. NCBI's taxonomy places the organism in Eukaryota, Metazoa, Chordata, Mammalia, Carnivora, Canidae. Gene Ontology annotation, biological process: clathrin-dependent endocytosis. The record is from RefSeq and is a predicted model, not a curated record. The transcript is spliced from 19 exons. Gene Ontology annotation, molecular function: clathrin heavy chain binding. Gene Ontology annotation, cellular component: clathrin-coated vesicle; membrane; Golgi apparatus. The coding region runs from base 156 to 1889 and encodes 577 amino acids.
CCAAGGUGGCCACUCUCGGCCCCUCGGCAACUUCCCGGGCCUCAGGCCCCACGCUGCCCGCCGCUGACCUCCUCUUCCAGGCACUUCCGGGAGCCGCCGCCCUUUGCCCCCGGAAGUGGGCGGGAGAGGAAGCUGCUGGUGAUGCUGGAACAAAUAUGGCCGUCCCGGCGCCGGUCGGGCCUUCGGGCUCCCGCCGUCCUUCGCUGGCCGCCGGCCUCCAGCUGCUCCCGCUACUGGGGCUACUGCAGCUGCUGGCCCAGCCUGGCUUGGGCCGCGUCCACCACCUGGCGCUCAAGGAUGAUGUGAGGCAUAAAGUUCAUCUGAACACCUUUGGAUUCUUCAAGGAUGGCUACAUGGUGGUUAACGUCAGUAGCCUUUCAGUCAAUGAACCUGUAGGAGCCACAGACAAGGACAAAACUAUUGGAUUCAGCUUAGAUCGCACAAAGAAUGAUGGAUUUUCUUCUUACCUGGAUGAAGAUGUAAAUUACUGUAUUUUAAAUAAGCAGUCAGUCUCUGUCACCCUUCUAAUCCUAGACAUCUCCAGAAGUGAGGUGAGAGUAAGAUCCCCACCAGAAGCUGGUACCCAGUUGCCAAAGAUCGUCUUCAGCAAGGAUGAGAAGGUCCUAGGCCAGAGCCAGGAGCCUGGGGCUAACCCCGUUUCAGCAGGCAACCAGACGCAGCUAAAACCAGACAGUGGAAAAUCUAAAAGAAGUACAGUAGAUUCAAAGGCAACGGGAGAAAAAUCCUUUUCUGUUCACAAUAGUGAUGGGGCAGUUUCUUUUCAGUUUUUCUUUAACAUCAGCACUGAUGACCAAGAAGGCCUCUACAGUCUUUAUUUUCAUAAAUGCUCUGGGAAUGGAGCGCAGUCUAGCGACAAGUUUUCCUUCAGCCUUGAUAUUGAGAUCACAGAGAAGAACCCCGACAGCUACCUCUCCGCAGGAGAAAUCCCUCUCCCUAAAUUAUACAUUUCUAUGGCCUUUUUCUUUUUCCUUUCUGGAACUAUCUGGAUUCACAUCCUUCGAAAACGACGGAAUGACGUAUUUAAAAUUCACUGGUUGAUGGCGGCCCUUCCUUUCACCAAGUCUCUUUCCUUGGUGUUCCAUGCAAUCGACUACCACUAUAUCUCCUCUCAGGGCUUUCCGAUCGAGGGUUGGGCUGUCGUGUACUACAUCACUCACCUCUUGAAAGGGGCACUACUGUUCAUCACCAUCGCGCUCAUCGGCACCGGCUGGGCUUUCAUUAAGCAUAUCCUUUCUGAUAAAGACAAAAAGAUCUUCAUGAUUGUCAUCCCGCUCCAGGUACUGGCAAACGUGGCCUACAUCAUCAUAGAGUCCACCGAGGAGGGGACAACGGAAUAUGGCUUGUGGAAGGACUCUCUGUUUCUGGUGGACCUGCUGUGCUGUGGAGCCAUCCUCUUCCCAGUGGUGUGGUCAAUCAGGCAUUUACAAGAAGCAUCAGCAACAGAUGGAAAAGGUGACAGCAUGCGACCUCUUCAGCAGAGAGCGAAUAUGAAAACAGGAAGUCACACCAGCACACCAGCUGCUAUUAACCUAGCAAAGCUGAAACUUUUCAGACACUAUUACGUCUUGAUCGUAUGUUAUAUAUACUUCACCAGGAUCAUUGCAUUUCUCCUCAAACUGGCGGUUCCGUUCCAGUGGAAGUGGCUCUACCAGCUCCUGGAUGAAAUGGCCACGCUGGUAUUCUUUGUUCUUACGGGCUGUAAAUUCCGUCCAGCUUCAGAUAACCCCUACCUACAACUUUCUCAGGAGGAUGACUUGGAAAUGGAAUCAGUAGUGACGACAUCAGGGGUGAUGGAGAACAUGAAGAAAGUCAAGAAGGUGACCAAUGGCUCAGUGGAGGCUCAGGGUGAUUGGGAAGGCACCGCAUGAUGGAGCAGAUUGAGGCUGGGACUGUCAAAGAGAACCUCUAAUUUAUUAAUCGUCCUAGUGGUGAGCAGGAGCAGUUGGCACCUCCCGACAGUGACACCACAGAGCACACGGCUGGGAACAAAGUGCCACGGAAACCUAAUUUUUUACUCUCUCUUAUGGAAACUGGAUCUGUGGCUGGUUAUAGAAUUCUUCAAAUGGGAAUGGCGGGGAGGGAGUGCAGACAGGAGGAGGAUAAAAGGAAGACUUUGUAAUUUAUAUUUCUCUCUUUUUUAAAUUGAGAACUCUCAAGAAAUACACAGUUGUGCCCUCAAGUGUGUGGCAGCAGGGAGAGCAGUGGUGGCAGGCAGGCAGGUGGCCGUGCAAGGCUGGGGCUGGUCACAGUUCAGGAACGGGGGAUCAGGGGCUGAGGUAGGAUACAGAACUUAGAAGGGAAGGGGAACGUUGAGGGACAGAAAUGAAUGAAAUUAGGUUAUUUUAGAAAGCAGAGUCAAAACCCAAUUUAGUAACUGGAGGCUGCCGCAGAAUUCUGGCCCUGAACCCGGAUUCUGAAAGUGACCAGGAGCCAGCAGCUCCCGAGGCCCAGUGGUCCUCUCUUCCCAAAAGGCUCUGUUGUCUUAGGGCUGAAUAUCUCUGUCAGAGUCAUGGCUCUGGAAUUAUGGUGGGAAGUGCUAUUCUGGAUUGAAGCAUAUUUGGUGUUGUCUAAUGGAUAGACAGAAAUGUAUGUUUAAGCUCAAAAAGCAUUAUCUAGUAGGAUUCCCUUGAACAUCUGGCUCCCCCAACUGCCCCAAGCAGGACCACCUCUUUUCCCCCUUCUGUGGCUGUGUCGGUUUUGUGUAAUCAAAAUAUGGAGAGAAACGGGAAGGAAUUUCCUUAAAAGGAGCAGCUGGGGGCAGAAAAGCUAGUGUUUAAGCAAAUAUUUGAGUACAAGCAAAUUGUCAUCAUUAUAAGUUUUUCCUAUAAACCUGGCAGGCUUUCUGACAGGAAUGAAAUGGGCCUCAUCCGUGUCUCCCAAGGGCAUGCACUCGAAGAGAACAGGUGUGGUUAAACAGCUUUUCUCUCAGGGACUGGGGAUGGCGAGCUCUCUCUCAAACUCAGCCGAGGGCCCUUCCAAGCUCUUGGAGCCUGGGGAUGGGUGCGGGAGCAGUGGUGCAGCUGGUAGCGGAGUCCUCUGGAUCAUAAGAUGAGCUCAGAAGGUCCACUGCAGCCCAGGGGACGAGGGCUCGGCAGUGAACUCCUACCAGGGUUGUGGUCCCCAGGCCUGAGACCAGAGGAAGAACCGUGGCCUCAUGGGGAACGCUCCCCGGGGGUGCCAGGAGUCCACACCUGCGUGGGGGUGAAGGGGCCACUGUCUUCCCGUUGGCUUGGAAGCGUCCACCAGAAACUGUAGAACCUGGGGGUUGUGCUCAGCACCCCAGCUUCAGGCACCUGGAGAGUCUGUCCUCAGUUGUCCUUCCCCUGUGCUGUCCUCUGUCCUGGACGAGGGAGCAGGAAAGCCUUCUUUCCACGCACAUUCCUCAGUCCUCAGUGCACUGCUCAAAGGAGGCUGAGGCGUCCCAGCCACCUGUGGGCUGCCACCCAGUGUCUCCCCUCUUCCCAGGCGGCUGCUCACCUCUCCACAGAUUUCAGGGGAGGGCCAUGUGUCUCCCCACCUUCAGGAGCAAGGAAAUACGCCCCAAGUAUUUAUUUAAAAGUCUUUCUUUUUCUGUCUUUCUUCCUUUUUUUUCUUAAGUGAGGGCUACACGAUGGGAGCCUUAUGGAAGUUGCAGGGACGAUGGAAAUAUUAAGAGUCUGUUUUCUUGGCGUAAACGUAGUCCCGGGACUUCCAAAGUGUCUCAUGCUAUGGCCACCCCCCCCCCUUAGGUGCUUCCCUCAGAGGGACACCUUUGCUGUUUGUCCUGCGAGCAGAUGUUCUUGACUAGGCCGUGAUGACUUCUUGCAAGACCCGGAAGUGUGAAGAAACUUACCCCCUAGCCAGAGUCCCCACAGGGGUGUUCUCAAUUCACUUGCUGGAAGCAGGGGAGUGAAGGAGGGAGGGAGGAAGAGAAUAGGUGGGGGUAGCCUCUACCUCCCCGCCACUACCCAAGCCACGCCGGGCCUCUGUCUGCCAGCUCAUGCUCAUAGCGGCUGAGCGGCUGCAGCGGGACAGUCCUGACCCCUCUGAAAGGGAGAGUGGUGAUGUCGGAGUACCGGAUAAUAAGCAGCUUGUCUGCCUAAGUCCUACACUGAAACUGGCAGAAGGUGUGAAGUGAAGCCCUGUUAUCAAUAAAAAUCAAACCCCAGCCCAAGAUGGGGAAAACUGGUUUUCCCACGUUUGUACAAAUUGUUAGAGUUCUCCAUCCUGUAAGAUGUCCACGUUUGUACAAAUUGUUGGAGUUCUCCAUCUGUAAAAAUGGCUUCCCUUUC